Molecule: messenger RNA, 4581 nt
Organism: Scophthalmus maximus (turbot)
Lineage: Eukaryota; Metazoa; Chordata; Actinopteri; Pleuronectiformes; Scophthalmidae
Product: solute carrier family 66 member 2
Exons: 5
Coding region: 224-958 (244 amino acids)
Biological process (GO): retrograde transport, endosome to Golgi; phospholipid translocation
Cellular component (GO): trans-Golgi network; endosome
Source: RefSeq, a predicted model, not a curated record
GCUGAGAGUCGAGCGGCAGGGAGCCCGGUAUAUGUGUGUGUGUGUGUGUGUGUGUGUGUGUGUGUGUGUGUGUGUGUGGUUUUUUUCACGCUGAUCCUCGCUGCUCGGUGUAUGUCUCAGUGAAGUUACAAGGGGACGUGGAUGAAAGUGAAGACUUGACCUCCGGUUGCCUCAGAACAGACAUCAGGCCUCGACGGAUAAAUCCUGAUCUCCUCUCAGAGCGAUGGAUGCGGAGGCGGUCCCGCAGGAGGAGGCCGCGGCGGGCUCGUGGGCGCUGUUGUCCUGGCUGGCGUCCUGCGUCAUGGUGCUCGGCGGGGCCCUGCCCUACGUGCCGCAGUACCAGGAGAUCCGGAGGAGCAGCAACACGGAGGGCUUCUCCACCCGAGUCUGUCUGGUGCUGCUCGUCGCCAACAUCCUGCGCAUAUUCUUCUGGAUAGGGAAGCAGUUUGAGAUGACCCUGCUGCUCCAGAGCGUGGUGAUGAUCCUCGCCAUGUUCGCCAUGCUCCACCUCUGCUGCGCGGUCCAGCACACCAACCGAGUGAGCACCAGGCGCCACCGGCUGUCAGAUCUGGACUUUCACUACUUCUGGCAGUGGAGCGCCUUGGAGGACUACCUGCUCUUCUGCUUCGGCUUCACCGUGCUGUGCGCCGUGGUCACCCUGCUGCUGCUCGACUCGCCCGUGUUCGUGGAGGCGCUGGGCUCCCUGGCCGUGACGUUCGAGGCCAUGCUGGGCCUCCCGCAGCUGCUGCAAAACUUCCACAACCGCUCCACCAAAGGCAUGAGUGUGAAGAUGGUGCUGCUGUGGACGGCGGGCGACGCCUUCAAGACCGCCUACUUUGUGAUGAACGAAAGCCCGACUCAGUUCUGGGUGUGUGGCUCGUUCCAGAUCCUGAUCGACGCCGCCAUCCUUCUGCAGGUGCUGCUCUACGGCCAGGACACGCGGGCCAAGCUCGGCUGAGCCCCCGGGCUCCUUCCCGCGGGACUUUUGAAAUCAACCUCCUCUGGAGUGUCGUCAGAGGAGACGCUAAGUGCCAAACCAAAGUCGGGUGUAAUGAAAAUGUUUCUGCGUCGGGCAUAUCAUGCAGACCCAACCAAUUUACCUCCCAAGUGCCAAGAAAUCAAUUUGAGCCUGUGUUCUAACAGCAGGUCUGCGCCGCUGCACUGGAAUCUACUGUCUGACUGAUGAGCCUCCCGCUUCACACGCCACACCUCACGGGAGCGUUCUCGUGAUUGUGUGUGUGUGUGUGUGUGUGUGUGUGCGUGCGCUCACUGGUGCGUCUGUACCUGCAAUUCAUUUUUGCCUGUCGGCCUCCAGCACCAAGCCGCAAGGCCACAGAACGUACAUCAGGCAAGGGUAACUUCUGUACAUGAGCCAUCAGUCAGUGCGUUACGACUCAGCUUGGUGUUUUGACUGACAAAGGUCUUUCACGCAGUUUCAAACGAACAGUGACUGUUACGGUACGUGGCCACGCCACCAUCCUUUGCACUUUACCUCGCAAAAUCUAUCGCAGACGCCAAAGAACAUGUCAGACUUCAGGUCAAACUUAUUUUUUUUCUAAAUAGGACAAUAUGAAUGAAUAUUUUGUGAACUUUUUUUUUUUUUACCCCUGUGCAAGAAAUGCGAAUGAAUGUGAAUGGCCCCUUUUUAAUAUCGAACAGUAUGGAAACUGUACCGUGUACAGCUAAAUCUAUUUUUACAGUACCAAUGCACAAAUUUAAAAAUUUAACACAAAUGUCAAAUUAUGUGAAUAUUCCGGCGACGCUAACUAACGAUAUUAUUGACACAUGGCAGCUCAAAGGGUGCUGAGGUACCCGAUUACUGAUAGAUUGAUUAUUUAUUGCGAAAUUCAAACAAGAGCACUCGGGGCGGAGCAGUACCCCAAAAAUUCCUGGAAAAAUACUCAGGUCUGGAUUUAAUCACCUGUUACCAUCCCCGAAACCUGUCUUUGGUCACAAAUUUCAAUGUAUAUCAGUCCAUCAUUUUUUGAGCAAUCGUUCAAACAUACAAACAAACAAACAAACCAAACCAAUCACAUAACCUCCUUGGCAGAGGUGAAACAGUAUACUGUAAGGUCAGUCAUGUGUCUGAUUGAAUGCCUGAUGGUGCGUUCACACCAAACACAAAGCUAAUUCUUUUGCACGAUGAAAUUACAUACAAAGUCAAUACGUAGAUAAUGCAAAAUACCUGUCAUUCGCUUAAGUUUUAAUAUUGAAAGCUCCAGCGAGAUAUUUCUAAGUUUAUUCACACGAGUAAACGCAAAUGAUCCUGUGUAGUUGUGUAGUUGUUUAUUUAAUUAUUUGUUUUGAGUCGAGGCUUAUAAAAUAUAAAUCGAGGGUGAAAAAGGAACCUCAGAAUAUCCUCCCCUUUUCUGAAAAGGGUUUUCGUACGUCAGUUAGGAAAUUUGAAGCAUCUCCAUUGACACAGAAACGUCCGUUUCAAAAGUGGACAGUGUUCUUUCAUGCAAGAAUAUUUUAUGCUUAGUCCCUUCGUGCUCCUGCAUGUAAAAGCUUCUGGUAGCAGCUGAGCUGCGGGAGAGAACAAGGUUGUAAACCGUAAUGAUGACUCGAGCGAGGUCAUUUGCUCAGAUCAUCUUAUUAGCCUCCCUCCCUCCCUCCCUCCCGCCUCAUCCCGCCGCCUGACAUGUGUUCCGCGUUGUUCACUUGUUGCUCGUCCCGAUUACAGACGGACACUUUCACUAAUCUGAACAUGUCCGGGAGAAUAAUGACAGCCAUUACAGAGACACUGAAACCUCAACCCUUUCCAAAAUGAAAAAAAAACAAAAAAACUAUUUUGUUCAGAAGCUCUGUUCAAAACACAGAUUGAACAAAUGUAGCCUCGAGGAGCAUCGCGUCUCUUUCGCCUGUUUCUCAGCGGCUUCCUAUUUUACAAAAGCACUGCGGGAUGAAGCACAUCGGUACCAGCUGCUGAUCAGCAGUCGGCACAGGCUCCUCUCUCCCCCUCGGCUUCAUUAAGUAAUAAUGCGAUCUGCUUAUUAUUAAGUCUUUCUGUCGCCUCUUCAACUCAACAAUUUGUGUCCAGCUGUUAAUCUAUACCUGUCGUGUGUGUAGCUUCCCUUCAGGGAAACUUCAUGGGUAAAGUGCUCGUGUUAUGCCUUUCGGGGUUUUUUUUCUUCCUUUAUUUCCUUCUCUCCCACUGAAACACUGAGUGAAGAGCCUGGAACGCCUCGUCUGCAUCUCAUCAGUGAGACUCUGGGUAAGACAUGUACAGUAUGAGAGAAAUAAUGCGUAUUUUUAGUAUUUAGUAUUAGUAUUUCAUUAUCACUGAAUGCAUUAAAGCAAUACUUUCAUAUUUUGGGUAAUACUAGGUUGAAGAUUGAUGCCAAACUCUUGUCUGUCCAGCAAAUCCUGUAAAAUAUGUUACAAACAAACAACAGGGUUAUGUGGUUAUGUGCCAGUCUUUUGGUUUCAAUUUAAAAAUGUGUGAUUUUUACAUUUCAGAAUCAAACGUGUGUGUGAGUGUUAUAUAUGUUUCUAUACAUGAGACUACUAUACUAUACGUGGUAUCGAUCUCGUCAAAGUCAUUGUGAACAAACCAUUAAUUUAGGCUUAAUCAUCACAUUUCAAAUCUUGUUAUUAAUAAAUGAAAGGCACUAAGAUCAAACACCAAAGAAGAAGCUGACACAAUCUCAAUGGAGAUGUUUGUGUGCGUCACCUGCAUGUGAACAAAACAUACUCGCAGGGAAUGUUGGAAAAUCUUUGGAGAAGAUGUUGCACCUCACAUCAUGUGCCACAUUAUGUUUGCAUCAUUAAAUGCUUCUCUGCUUGUGCCGAGAAGUCAAUAUAUAUAUAUAUAUAUAUAUAUAUGUUGCAAUCAGUCUUAAUGAUAUUCACAGAUCCUCUUUGUGUGGCUGUCUGUGUACCUGCAUUCUUCAGUUACAGUUACCGGACAUUGGCCGUAUUGUGAGACGUGGGAAUCUUAUCGCCUCUGGCCUGAACACCACAGCUGUAUACUGCCGCGUUGUAUUAUUCAUGAAUUCUCUAUGCUCUUAUCACUCGAUCCAGAUGUGUAUCUUUAUAUCGUUUCUUUCCCUUCAGCAGAGGCUCAGAAUAGCAGCAAUGCUGGAUUUAGUUUAAUAUCUGGGCUCCCUGUGGCUUGUUCUUCUCGUGGGCAGUAGGACAAGUUAACACACACACACACACACACACACACACACACACACACACACACACUGCCUGGCUGUGAUAAUCCCUCAACCACAUUCUCAUUAUGGUCAACACACCUAUUGCCUCACCACCACACGUGGGUGGUUUGUCUUCUCUGAGGAGGGAGAGUGGUCGGACUGUUGCAUGCACCUCAUGCAAGAUAUAUAUUUUAGAUCUCAUGUGUAUCUUGAAAUGAUUUUUUUCAGCUGCAUCAAAAGUAAAUCAAAGACUUAUGAGAAUUUGUGUGAAUUUCAGUUACUGUAUUAACGUUUGCUGACGAUAUAUAUUUACAGGAUCAGUGUAAAACACCUUACGUGUCCAAUAUUGGUUUUCUUUUCUGUCUUAUGGAGAUUGUACAUGUAUGAAUGUGAAAUAUGUAUCAUGUUAUACUCUCAAAUAUAAACUAUUUAUAUUCCA